Messenger RNA from Linepithema humile (Argentine ant), 1916 nucleotides. RefSeq names its product mini-chromosome maintenance complex-binding protein. Lineage: Eukaryota; Metazoa; Arthropoda; Insecta; Hymenoptera; Formicidae. The record is from RefSeq and is a predicted model, not a curated record. Gene Ontology annotation, molecular function: chromatin binding. Gene Ontology annotation, biological process: DNA-templated DNA replication.
CAACUUUCCUUUGACAGUUAGGUUCAAUAAUAUAAUUUUAAUAAUUAAAAUUUAAUAAUUAAAGAUUUACUAAGAUAAUUCACACUUCUAAAAUGACGUUGGAAGUAAAAAAUUGGACAUCAGAGUAUUAUGUAACAAAUCAAUCAUCCUGUGAGCAGAUUUUAGAAAAUCCAAAUGUAUUGAGUGAAAUACCUUUGCUGAAUAAUACUCAAGCACAUGAUAUCAGAGAUAAACAGCUAGUUAGAUUCCGAGGGAUGAUUCAGGAUAUGUAUGAUCCUGAAUAUUAUUUUAAACAUUAUGAAGUGAAGGACAUGAAGACUGACGAAAGUGAUAUUAGAUGCGGAAUGUACACAGAUGCAGCUCGAUGUUUGCCGCAUGAAGAAAUACCUUUUGAUUCCAACAAGAAUGAAAACUCAGAAAGACAAACCUAUAUUGUAAUCUCUAUACCUGGCUUAAACAAUUGGGCGAAAGAAAAGAGUACAAAUAUACAGAAGUCUGAUACAAUGGCACACAACAGUAAUAACAGUAAAAGAAGUUUGGAUGAAAAUGAUGUAGAGGAAAUGGAUUGCUCGGAACCUGUUACAAAGAAAGAAAAAACUUCAUCAGACACUGAUGUAGAUAUGAAUACAGAUUCUAGCACUAAAACUCAGGGUAUACUUUCCGAAGAACACAUAUUAAAUUUUCCUAUUCCGAUUGAUGGAGGAAAAGCUUGCAUUGUAAAGAUUUAUGACGGGACCAUUUUGAAACUAAACCAAGUUAUCGAUGUAAUAGGAUUUAUCUCAUUGGAUCCAAUGUUAAGUACAGUUCGCGCCUCAGAAGAUGAGAUGAACGAAGCUGAAGUGAAUACUCACAAUCCACCGGCUUCUCUGGUGCCUCGGUUACAUGCAGUGAAGAUAAUCGAACUUACAAAACCUGAGAUUCCAAAUGCUCCAGAAAUCAUAUCUAAAGCACAACUCAUCAGAGACGAUUUGCACUUAAUAUUAACUCAGUUGUUGUUUGGAGAUCAUUUAGCUGCAAAUUACUUAAUAUGCAACUUACUUUCUAGGAUAUACAUGAGACGAGAUUAUUUUUGUCUCGGCACAUUUCCGUUGAACAUCACAAAUUUCCCAGCCAGUAAAAUGAAGACUUUUCCAAAAGAGUUUUAUAACUUUUUGUCACUAUUUGUACAGAAAAGCCACUUUUUCGAGGUGACUUUGGAGAAUUUGAACGAAUUAGCUUUAAUUCCAAAGAAGGAUUAUGAAUGCAACAGACUGACAAGUGGUCUUCUCCAACUAAGCGAUAAUACACAUCUUGUGAUAGAUGAGACAGGUUUAACCACUGGGGAGCUUACAGUGACUGGCAAGGAGAACUAUAAAGCCCUUUCUGAUGUACUUAUUUUUCAAAAACUGAUAUACGACUUCAAGUAUUAUACAAUGGAAUAUGAAACAGAUAUUCCAAUUUUGAUCUUUUCUGAUGUAAAAUCAUUUAUCCCUUGCCCCAUGCAAGUUAUCUUAAAUGUUGAUGCAGAGUCGGAAAAUUUAUACGAUCAGGUAGUAGAAGCUGCUCAUCAAUAUUUAAAGGAUGAGAAUCGAUUGACGAAUAUUCGACAAUAUUUGCAAGCCUUGAGGCAUACGGAAUUUAUUUUUAACGAAGAAAUCACGAAGGUCAUCCAAGAUGAUUUCGUGGAGAUGCGAAGUGCAAACAAGAAUAUAGGUGCUGAUAAUCUGCAUGCAUUGAUGGUGUUCGCUAGACUAAUGUCUUUAUCUUUUGGAAAAACGGCACUAGAUACAGAAUGCUGGAAGAAAACUGUACAAUUGGAAAUGGAGAGAAUGAGUAGACUGCCGCAACGGGGAAGAUAGUUAUUAGCUUCGGGAACUUGGAAGAAACAAUCAUAAUAUCAAAUAUAUAUAUAUAUAUAUUAAUUUGAACUGUACUAA